AUAAUAUUGAAAAUGAGGAAGACAUCCGUCAGCAGGAAGUCAUCGGUCAGGUCCACCUACCUUGGAAACACGAUUAAUAAAGCAUCGAAGACCAGUAGGGACCGUGCCCGGCACAAGUACGAGACUCAUGAAAGAUAUAUAAUAGAGCAGGAGCCUGACUGGGCAGAGACCCUUACUUGUGGGGUUUAUUCUAAAGAGAAUAGGUAUAAGAUUAUUAUCCAUGAAGUGGUAAAGCAACAGAAAGUACUAAUGGGUGUUUAUGAGAAGAGCACCAGAUGCUCAAGAAUGUGUUGCUGAAUUCCGAGAUGGAGGCCCUAUAAUGGAGCGAUUUUUACAGAAGAUGCUGAACCAGAGCUCAUGUAUAGCUACGAGAAGUCAUUUGGAAUCCCAUUUCUAGGAUGCUGCAGGCCUGAAAUCAGAGUUUACGAUCAUGAUGAGACUUAUCUUGGCAUGGUUAAGAAUAAAUUUCACUGUUUUAAGAUGAUCAUGGAGAUUCUUGACCCGAAUGGUAACCCCCUCUACCAGAUUAGUGGCUCAAAGUGUUCACCUGGGUUCUGAUGCGAGUCAUUGUGAUCUACAUGCUCGCCUGUUAGUUAUGACAUAAAAGAUCUUAGGAAGGACGGGAUUGUUCUUUCCAAGAUCGUUAAGCAUUCAACUGGUUGUGGAAUGGAAUGCACCUCAAAUGCAGAUCGCUACUAUCUCGAUUUCAGCUCAGUAAUGACUUAUGAAGAAAGAGUGUGAUUGACCAUUGCUGUUCACGAGAUUGACAUGCUGUGGUUUGAAAAGAAGAUACCAUUUUUCUGCUAAGGAAAUUUAUGGUGAGAUUCAAUGUGUA
Messenger RNA from Moneuplotes crassus, 835 nucleotides. The record is from the annotation of a GenBank genome assembly. Lineage: Eukaryota; Ciliophora; Spirotrichea; Euplotida; Euplotidae.